This is a messenger RNA of Esox lucius (northern pike), 832 nucleotides long. RefSeq names its product nuclear receptor subfamily 0 group B member 1-like. Gene Ontology annotation, biological process: negative regulation of transcription by RNA polymerase II. The record is from RefSeq and is a predicted model, not a curated record. Gene Ontology annotation, molecular function: transcription factor binding; transcription corepressor activity. Gene Ontology annotation, cellular component: cytoplasm; nucleus. NCBI's taxonomy places the organism in Eukaryota, Metazoa, Chordata, Actinopteri, Esociformes, Esocidae.
AUGGCUUGUUUUGACAGCUGUCAGUGCCUUGGCGAAAGUGGGAAGAGAAGCAUCCUUUUCAGCAUUUUGAAAAACGAAAAUAGCCGAAUCACCAUUCGCGCCACAUUGACCGCACUGCAACAUCAAGCUUGUUUCUGUGAAACUAAGAAAGUGGUUCUCCGUUCUCCCCAAAUAACCUGUGAGGCAACGUCGGCUGUGCUUUUAAAAACGCGGUUUGUUAAAAAUGUACCUUGUUUUCGGGAGCUUCCAGCAGAGGACCAGUUACAACUUGUCCUCAGCAACUGGACACCGAUGCUUGUUUUGGGUAUGGCACAGGACUUGAUCGACUUCGAGACCAUGGAGGCGCCAGAACCCAGCAUGCCACAGAAGAUACUGACCAGCAGUAGACAAGGAAAAUACCAUAUCGCCCACGAUCAAAGCGUCCAAGGCGUUCCUCUGACUGAUGUCCAACUGAUAAAAAUGUUUUUGAAUAAAUGUUGGGAAAUGGAUAUAAGCAACAAAGAAUACGCAUAUUUAAAGGGAGCCAUUCUCUUUAAUCCUGACAUUGCAGAGCUGCAGUGUCAAAAUUACAUUCAGGCACUGCAGAGAGAAGCCCAUCAAGCACUUAAUGAAUAUGUCAAAAUGGUUCACCGAGGAGAUGCGAUAAGGUUCAACAAACUAUCGGUGCUACGGUCCAUCAAUUCAAAAGUCGUUGCUGGUCUUUUCUUUAAACCUGUCAUCGGCAGCGUCAGCAUGGAGGACCUUCUACUCCAGAUGUUUUACAGAUGAAAAUCUGCUCGAGGGGUUUUACAGAUAUUGGGCAAAGAUAAACAGUUUAUAGACCGAAUGUAGA